This is a messenger RNA of Purpureocillium lilacinum, 1044 nucleotides long. NCBI's taxonomy places the organism in Eukaryota, Fungi, Ascomycota, Sordariomycetes, Hypocreales, Ophiocordycipitaceae. The record is from RefSeq and is a predicted model, not a curated record.
AUGAACCCGUUUGACGAACUCUCGGUCGAGGAGUCGGUGCGCAUCCGCGAGAAGAAGCGCGCCCCGGGCGGCGUCGAAGACAUCUGCGCCAUCUCCGCCGGGCCGACCAAGGCGCAGGACAUCCUGCGCACGGCCAUGGCCAUGGGCGCGGACCGGGGCAUCCACGUCGAGGUCAAGGAGGGCGACGACCUGGAGCCGCUGACGGUGGCCAAGAUGCUCAAGGCCGCGGCGGAGCAGCAGAAGAGCAACCUCGUCAUCCUGGGCAAGCAGAGCAUCGACGACGACUCGGCGCAGACUGGCCAGAUGCUGGCGGGCCUCCUGGGCUGGUCGCAGGCGACACAGGCGAGCAAGGUCGAGUUCGGCGAGGGCGACAGCGUGACCGUGACCAAGGAGGUAGACGGCGGCGUCGAGACGGUGCGAGCCAAGCUGCCGCUCGUGGUGACGACGGAUCUGCGCCUCAACGAGCCGCGCUACGCCAGCCUGCCCAACAUCAUGAAGGCCAAGAAGAAGAAGCUGGACAAGUUGACGCUCAAGGACUUUGGGCUCGAGAACGAGAAGCGCCUCAAGGUGCUCAAGGUGACGGGUAUGAGCCGCCGGCGAGACAGGGCGGUGGCAAGGUCGAGGACGUGGACGGCCUGGUCAGCAAGCUCAAGGAGCUGGGCGCUCUGUAGACGCACCCGCGCAGACGAGGUGGAGCCCCAUAGAUGUACGCUCACGGCACAUGACAGCACAAUACAACGCAGUAAAUACCACAUGCUCGCCGGUCCGAUGAUGGAGAGCCAAGGAUGUCCGAUGGCUCAGUGUGACAUUCACCCACCUCGCCAUGAGCUGCACCCACGGGGUUGCCAUCAGAGGUUCACUCCGGAGCUUGACCCCGGCUCUACGAAGUACACACCACACGUGAGGCUGUACGACUCUGCUUGUGGGGGCAGUCGGGACGAUCUGGCAUGUCCCAUCGUCUCUGGCGGCUACAGCAAGUUCCCGAGGCAGCACAGCGUAGGACAGGGCUGUAGACAGCCGCCGGACAUGAAGUCAGCGGCUUAG